This is a messenger RNA of Phlebotomus papatasi, 891 nucleotides long. It is a transcript of the gene CRIF, whose product is annotated as growth arrest and DNA damage-inducible proteins-interacting protein 1. Gene Ontology annotation, cellular component: nucleus. The coding region runs from base 65 to 850 and encodes 261 amino acids. The record is from RefSeq and is a predicted model, not a curated record. The transcript has a single exon. Lineage: Eukaryota; Metazoa; Arthropoda; Insecta; Diptera; Psychodidae.
AACACAUAACCUAAUUUUCAUAAAAUUCACACAUUCAGUGGUCCAGUGUUGUUUAUUCAGAGAAAUGAAUCGAUUUCGGGGCAGUUUCCCUAUUUUCCGGGACUUUACUUUCUUGAGAAGCUUGUCGAGAUCAUGUAAAACAUCAUCAAAGGCAGUUGCUGUACCUUCCGCUGCAGAACAAAGUGCUGUUGCGGAAUUUGUUGACGAGGAAGAUGAGGAGGAGUCCCGGAGACAAUAUUUUGAGUCCAAGAGGAAUAAGUCACGCCUUCUUCCACAGCACAGGAACAUUGUUCAUGAGAGGAAACCUUAUGGAAUCAGUCAAUCGUGGGUGCAUGAGACUCUGAGGUACAAGAGAAGUCUCUUUGGAAAGUACGGCAUGGAAAGUGGUGUUGAUCCGAGAGUGUGCUUUCCCACGGCUGAAGAAAUCAGUGAAAAAGAAGAAUACAACCGGGUUGCAUAUCCGUACACCAUCAGCGAAAUGAGGGAGCGAAUUGCCACUGAAAAGGCUCAGAAAGCUGAGAAGAUCCGGAAGAGGGAAGAUGAAAUUGCAUUGAAACUUUCGAAGCUCGAGAAGUGGUCCCAGGAUGUCAGGGAUCGAGUUGCAAAGGCAGAAGCCGAGGCUACGGCUGCCAAGGAACGUCGAGAGAGACUCGUGGAGGAAGUAAGGCGUCAUUUUGGCUUUAAACUGGAUGCCAGGGAUGAAAGAUUCAAGGAACUCCUGGCUCAAAAAGAGAAGGAAGACAAGAAGAAACAGAAGGAAGCCCGAAAGAAGGCUAGAGAAGAAAAAGUGAUUGCAAAGUUGCUGGCCAAAGGUGCUGACGGGCAAUCUGUUGAGGAACCAAAUAAGUAGAGAGAAAAAUUAUCUUUGAGAAUAAAUUAGUUUAUUGCAAA